Messenger RNA from Pelobates fuscus (common spadefoot toad), 1307 nucleotides. It is a transcript of the gene TMEM59, whose product is annotated as transmembrane protein 59. Bases 92 to 1030 code for a protein of 312 amino acids. Lineage: Eukaryota; Metazoa; Chordata; Amphibia; Anura; Pelobatidae. The transcript is spliced from 8 exons. Gene Ontology annotation, biological process: positive regulation of autophagy. Gene Ontology annotation, cellular component: late endosome; lysosome. The record is from RefSeq and is a predicted model, not a curated record.
CGGAAGUGGCCGAGGCAGCCCUUUUUGCUGCAAAAAAAACCAAAAAAAAAAACCACAAAACAAAACACGGAAGUAGAGUUAGAGGAGGAAGAUGGCGGCCGUGCGGAUGUUGUUGGUUGUUGCGCUGCUUGUUUGUGUCAGCAGCGGGUCCUUGGAGUCUGCCCUGGGAGACAGUGCCUCCUGUCAUAUGGUGUGCGAUGAGACCUACCCCCUGCACACUUACCCCGAGGAGGAGGAGCUUUUCGCUUGCCACCGGGGAUGCCGUCUGUUUUCGAUCUGUCAGUUUGUGGAGGAUGGAAACGAUUUGAAUAAAACUAAAACAGAGUGUGAAUCAGCGUGUAUUGAGGCCUAUCCUAAAUCCAAUGAGCAAUAUGCCUGUCAACUGGGUUGCCACAGCCAGAUGCCUUUUGCAGAGAAGAGGCAGGAAGAACUCUCUGAUAUGGUCCCACGGAUCCAUAUACUUUUCCCUUUGACUCUGGUGAAGACCUUCUGGGGUGACAUGAUGGAUUCUGCCCAAAGCUUCAUCACAUCAUCCUGGACUUUCUAUGUCCAGGCAGAUAAUGGGCAGAUUGUCGUUAUCCAGACGCAACCAGAAAUUCAGCACUUUGGCCCAUUACAACCAGGAAAUCCACCAAUGGACAUAAUGCUGGAAAAAAUACCAUCAGAUAUGGCACCUGGUGAAUCUAUAGGAGAUGGACCUUGGAACCACAGAGCUGGAUUUCUAAGCUUUGAGAGUGGAGAUCGUAUUAUGAAAUGCUUUUCUAUGAAUUCAAACUGGCUUCUUACUGCAACUUUAAUCCUGUCUGUCAUGGUGUUGCUUUGGAUGUGCUGUGCCACAGUAGCUACAGCAGCAGAGCAGUACAUACCUUCCGAGAAACUGAGUAUCUAUGGUGAUAUGGAGUACAUGAAUGAGCAGAAGUUGUACAAAUACUCACCCACGUCUCUUGUGGUCGUCCACGGCAAACCCGAAUCAAAUGAAGAAGCAGGACCUCUACCAGCAAAAGUGGACCUUUCACAGUCAGCCAUAUAAGCUUAGUGGUCCUACUGCCUUUUUACAUUCUUCUUUCACCCCAAAACCUGAGAGACACCUGCAACAUUGGGAUUUUUUUAAAAGCUGAAUAAAGGACAAUUGUUUAGAGUCUGAGUCUCAUGGUGGAUGGUAAAGUUGGACUUUCUGGCCUCUGUGCUUUGCUGUAACUGGCUUUAGUGAUAAAAUUGUCUUUGGGGCUAGGUAUAAUUCUAUAAAUCCUUCCCUAAUAAGGGUGGUUGGCACAUUAUUUUGUUAAUCUGCACCUCAAUAUGAAGUC